AUGGGAGCGAAGGGUGGCAUUCCCGACUCGCUCUCAACCCCUCAGAAAGGUGCUUUCAAUGCUUGGAUUCGCUUGAAGUUUGUCGAUGGGGGCUCUGCAGUCAUGCGAAUUCCAAUGCCUGGAAAGACAAUGUUCCCGGCAGAAAAGAUCCAACGUGAGGUCGCUGUGAUGCGAUUUCUUGCGGAUAAGACCAGUAUCUCGCUUCCGCUUGUUCUCCAUUCGGGCGCAGCUGAGGAGAGUCCGGAUGGCCUAGGUCCGUUUAUUAUCAUGGAGUUCAUUGAACACGAGUGUGACCUCGUUGACGCGCUCAACACACCGGACAUCCCAUACGAAGAGCGCCCCAUUCUGGAUCCAUGCAUAUCCAACGAACGGCUACAUUUUAUAUAUGGGCAAAUGGCGGAUAUCAUGCUUGCGAGAUGUCUCUUCCAAAGACUGGCAAGGGAAGGCCAGCUUUCCAAAUACGGCAACCAAGGGCCAUUUCCCCUGGUCAACGAUGAUUUUAGGCCAGCAAACGUUCUGUCGAACGCCAAAUUCCAAGUCACCGGAACAGUGGACUGGGAAUUCACGUACGCUGGGCCCUGCGAAUUUGCUUACAGUGCACCAGCCUGGCUUCUACUUGAGCUUCCUGAGUAA
This is a messenger RNA of Exophiala xenobiotica, 633 nucleotides long. RefSeq lists its product as uncharacterized. Lineage: Eukaryota; Fungi; Ascomycota; Eurotiomycetes; Chaetothyriales; Herpotrichiellaceae. The record is from RefSeq and is a predicted model, not a curated record. Bases 1 to 633 code for a protein of 210 amino acids. The transcript is spliced from 2 exons.